Cimex lectularius (bed bug) is the source of this 4958-nucleotide messenger RNA. Its product is annotated as discoidin domain-containing receptor 2-like. The transcript has 15 exons. Gene Ontology annotation, molecular function: collagen binding; protein tyrosine kinase collagen receptor activity; ATP binding. NCBI's taxonomy places the organism in Eukaryota, Metazoa, Arthropoda, Insecta, Hemiptera, Cimicidae. Gene Ontology annotation, biological process: positive regulation of kinase activity; protein phosphorylation; cell surface receptor protein tyrosine kinase signaling pathway. The record is from RefSeq and is a predicted model, not a curated record. The annotation marks the transcript as partial. Gene Ontology annotation, cellular component: signaling receptor complex.
AUAAUUCGUCUCAGAUUUGUUACCAGAGUAAGGCAGGAGAGCAACGGUGGUGCGUGGUGCCCUAAACACCAAAUAACCCCUGAGCCCAAGGAAUGGCUUGAAAUCAACUUGCAUACCGUGCAUGUCAUAACUGCCACGGAGACCCAGGGGAGGUUCGGGAACGGCCAGGGUCAGGAAUUCGCCGAGGCAUACGUCCUGGAAUAUUGGAGGCCGAGGCUCGGCAAAUGGAUCAGAUACAGGGAUAUCAAAGGAAAAGAGGUUAUUGGCGGAAAUACGAAUACAUAUCUGGGAGCGAAGAGAGAUCUGGAUCCGCCGAUAUGGGCGAGCAAAAUCAGGUUCUACCCGUUCAGCUAUCACCGUCGCACUGUCUGCAUGAGGGUGGAGAUAUAUGGAUGCUAUUGGAAUGAUGGAAUCGUGAGCUAUUCCAUGCCGCAGGGGGACAAACGGGGAACAGCCUGGGAGUUUUUCGACGCCACCUAUGACGGCCACUGGGACGCCGAGUUGAAGAGAGGCCUUGGACAACUCACCGACGGUAAAAUCGGCCACGAGAACUUCAAAAUGACCUAUUACGAUAACGAAAGAGGACAAGGCUGGGUUGGCUGGAGAAACGACACGAGGGGUGGCCAGCCGGUUGAGAUUAAAUUCGAAUUUGACCGGGUGAGAGAAUUUAACUCGGUUCACAUCUUUUGUAACAACCAGUUCACGAAGGACGUUCAGGUCUUUUCCGAGAUGAAUAUAAUGUUCAGCGUCGGUGGAGUUUACUACUACGGAGAUCCGAUCACGUAUGACUAUAUGGAAGAUCGUAUUUUCGAACAUUCGAGGAACGUCUCUAUCAAACUUCACCGGCGAGUUGGAAAGUUUGUUAAACUUCAGCUUCACUUCGCCGCCAGGUGGAUCAUGAUCAGCGAAGUCACUUUCGACUCAGAUAUCGCUCACGGUAACUUCACACCGGAAAUGCCGCCUAACCCCGAUCUUCCCGUACAGAGUGACGUUUUCGUCGAUAAGGAACAAAACAGACCGCAAUCUGAAAUUCCAGUUGCAAAGCAGGACGACCAUACGUACAUGGCAGUGAUAAUCGGCAUCCUAAUGGCGGUGAUAAUCCUCCUCGCCGUCUGCAUCUUCCUCAUCGUAUCGAGACACCGGCAAAGGAAGUGUUUCGCUUCCCCUUUGGCGGCUAAGACGGCCUUGGGCACCGGUGGCCUGUCUUCGGGUUCUUCCUGCGGCACGGCAGAAAAGGCGUACAGCUCCAAGGGUACUUUGCCGAUGGCUUCGGGCGGCGCUGACACAGCUCUCCUCAUGGACAUAAAAGCGGACGAGUACCAAGAACCCUAUCAAGCUCUGAAGUACGCCCCGUACUACAGUUACAGCACUGUCGUCAUGGAAAUGAAGGAUGCGUUGAAUAAACAACCUCACCCCUCUGAUACAUCAUAUGAUUAUGCGGUUCCUGAUGUCAAUGCUGGUACUUUGCCACUGUUACCUUCUGACACCCCCCCGAUCCCCGUGGUUCAGGAUAAGGAUUCGCUCUAUCUCAGGGGAACAACACGUUCAAAAGAAGAGAAAAACAAAAAGGCCGCCAGUCAACAGGAAGUUCUCACAGCUCUGAAGAGAAGGCUCGAACAGACGACCGUACCCGAAUUCCCAAGACAUAGAUUGCGCAUGAUUACUCAAUUAGGAGAAGGAGCUUUUGGAACGGUAUACGUCGCAGAAGCCGACGGCAUCCCAGAAUACGGUUUGAAUGCUAGCCUCGGAAAAAGAUUGGUCGCAGUCAAGUUCCUUCUUCAAAAUGCCAGUGAAAAAGAAAAGGCUGAUUUUCAUCGAGAUGUGAGGAUCCUUGGUGCUCUUGAGGAUAUAAACAUAGCCCGCGUUCUUGGUGUAUGCAGUCGUGAUGAACAACUGUGCGUUGUAAUGGAAUACAUGGACCAUGGUGACUUAACACAAUUCCUCAAAACUCAUGUCCCUGCUGAUUCUUCCAGACCACUGCCUCUAGGCGUUAAGACUUUAAGUUUCAACUGCCUUUUGUACAUGGCUACGCAAAUUGCAUCUGGCAUGCGGUACCUCGAGUCGCUGAAUUUUGUACACAGAGACCUAGCUACAAGAAAUUGCCUGGUUGGUAAGGGUUAUCAAAUUAAAAUAUCUGACUUUGGAACAGACAACGAAGCUUAUGCAUUAGAUUACUAUAAAGUCAAUGGUACGAUGGCUCUUCCAGUUCGCUGGAUGGCAUGGGAAUCUGUAUAUCUUGGAAAAUACACAAUCAAGAGCGAUGUCUGGUCAUUUGGAGUGUGUCUUUGGGAGAUCCUAAACAUGUGUCGAAGGCGUCCAUUCGACUCAAUGACUGAUGCUGAAGUAGUUGAGAACCUCGGUCACUUACAAGAAGAUGAAGCAGGGUUUACACCAUUGCCCAGGCCCCCGCCACCAUGUACCAAAGAUAUAGUAGACCUUAUGGCUGAGUGCUGGAGGCAGUCUGAGCACCAGAGGCCGACGUUCUGUCAAAUACACCUUUUCUUGCAGAGAAAGAACUUGGGUUAUGCGCCGACCACGUGAGAUACACCUUCACCGGUGAAUUGUGCCAUAUACAUGAAACCGAUUUUACCAACCAAAACUUGUGUAUAAGGGAUUAUUUAUAAAACAAUUUGUAUCUACUUUGCACAUUUCAUCACACCAAACGGUUUGCAUCAUGAUUUCCACCUCAAGAUUAUCAAUGACGCAGACCUAUUUUUAUACAUUAUCUUGUAGCCCAUAAACAAACUGACAUCAGAGUAGAUAAUAAUGUAUAUUCGAUGGAGCUUAUUUGUAUUUUUAUCAUGAGCACACCGUAUUAGCACGUAAACUUAAAAAUUUACUUCCAUGUUAACUAAAACACAAGAAUAUAAAUGUACUAUAUCCAAUUGUUGGUGUUUGUGUAUUCUUCAUUUUUAUCUAAUUUUAAGAAAGUGAAUGACCAAAUCGGAUGAUGAAUAAUAUUUUAUAAUCAUGUAAUUAGUUUGUAAAAAUACAAAAAUCAUAGAAUACGUGAGAAAAUUGUAUAUAAAUGAAUAUUAAGAACAUUCUAAUUGAGAUAAAAUGUAAAGUUUAUUUACCGGGAAGAGUUUGAAUGUUAUUUUUACCACUACAUGAUUCCAUUUUAUUUUUGCAUUCACUCUGAUAAAAAAGCCAUAAAAUGCAUAUACAUAUUAUUUAUUUAAUGCUUUAGAAAAUUAUUGUAAAUAUUAUUGACUUGUUUUUAAUAAAAACAUAUCUAAUCAAAUCUAAUGAUGAGACAGGGAACAUGAAUAAAAAUCAUAUUUUAUUAACAAAUUAUAAAAGAAAAUAUGACAAUAAAAUAUAUUUAUGCAGUUCAUAAAUUAUAAAUUGCUAUUUAACAGGAAUUAAUACUUAUUAAUAUUUUAAUUUUAGAGGGUAUCUAGAAUUUAUAGCAUAUUUCAUAUUAAAUAGAGUGUUUGAUUUAAAAAUAGCAUUUUUUUAAAUGAUUCAAUUUUACGUUUUAUUAUUCAUUAGCUGAUAAAAAGCAAUGCAUUGUGGCGACAAUCAUACUGACUGCUAGAAAAUCCUGCAAAAACUCUUUCUCUUCUUGCAUAACUGUAAAUUAAUGACACUGUUUCUAUCGAUAUUUACACAAUUGACCUGGAAACUUAUUCAUUUGCCGAAGAGUUUAAUAUCACCGUACUAAAGUGGAAAUUGAUAUACAGAAAUUUUUAAAUGGAAUAUUUUAGGACAGGUUUAUUAUUAUCAAAUACACUGCAUAAAACUGUAUUUUUCAAAUAAUUGCUAAUGGAGUUUCAUGUAUACGGACCUAAAUAACAUUAAAUUGUAGAAUUAUAAAAAAAUCGAAGCAAAUAACUUUAAAGUAGAGUUUAUUGCUGAAUUUCGUAAACGAUAGGUAAAAUAAAAUUGAUAUAAGGAUUUUGUAUUUGCUUUUUGUAUGGUAAACUAAUAAAACUAUAUAUAGAUUUUAUAUUGUAUGGUUUUUUUUAUAAUUAUGUGAUAUAGCAAGCCAACCUCUGUUUGGUUAUAGUUUCCGUAAGCCUACAUUGUAAAUAAAUUUCAUAACUAACUUAUGAGUUAAUGUAGUACCGACUUUUAGUAAUUUAUUCUGUUUCAAAAGAAAACCAUUGUCUGUAAAGUGAAUUUCUUUUUGUUAUCAAUACUAGUCAUAAUUGAAUAGGUAUUAAUUAUUGUAGAUUGAGUGUUGAGAAACAAAAGGCGUGACUCUACAGUUGUACAUUUUAAUGUUGGGUGUAUAUAGUUUUAGGUAAGUGACAUAUUUGUACUAAAACAAACAGAUAAUAUAUAAAAGUAGUAGAUAUUUCAAUGUAUAUACAUAUAAUCGCCUCGUUGUAAUAAGUAGUUUGGCACGAAAUCACACAAAAAAAGAACUUGUGCACAUUCAACUAGUUAAUUUUUAAUAUUCAUAAUGUACAACUAUUUUCUUAUGAGAAUACAAAAAAUAAAUGAACAUUUAUGACAAUGUUCACUGGGAGGUGCCAUGUUUACUUUCUUGUAAGCAGUUAACCAUAACAAAAAAAAUUAUGUGCACAGUGCACAUUUAAGUUCAAGUAAAGUGUGUUUCUUAACUACCUAAACUACAUAUCAGACUGUAUAGUUUCCUGUUUUAUUAAAAUAGGGCACAAUACUCAUUUAAUUAUAGGAAAAACAUUAAUUUUUUUCCUCUUUGAUUAUUUUAUUAGUAUUUCAAUUUAAAAAAAAAACUUAGUAUAUAAAUUUAAUAUUGUUUUUAAUCAUGUUAGUUUUCAUGAUGGUAUUCUUUGGAAAAAGAACUGAAAUAUCAUACAAGGAUGCCACCUUCAACGAAGCAAUAUAUUAUUGAAUGUAAUACAUAUGAUUUGAAAUAGAUUCUUUUAAGAAUGUUGUGAUACACUCAUUUGUAAUUCUUUUAGCUUUAAUGAUUUAUUUAAAAAUGUAUAUACAACAAAUUUUAUUAGAUAAAAAUUUGACCACAC